Molecule: messenger RNA, 1828 nt
Organism: Oryza sativa Japonica Group (Japanese rice)
Lineage: Eukaryota; Viridiplantae; Streptophyta; Magnoliopsida; Poales; Poaceae
Source: RefSeq, a predicted model, not a curated record
UUUGUCGGAAUGGAUUCAAAGAAGCAAAGAAAUGCUUCUCUUGCAAGAAAAAAGGAGGAAGAGUUUGCAAUGAAGGAGAGACAUCUGAGUCCUUGAUUUCAGGUAACUUGCACUUCAAGUCUAAUGAAGGUGUCUUCAGGAGUGAGUUCAGUGGAGAAGUCGCAUCUAAUAUGUCUAAAAGUGUUGUUUCACUUGCUCUGCUUGAUGGGGACACAGUGUUAUUUGUAUGCUCAGGCAUGGUUGUACAACGUGAUGGACAUGUUAUAAAGUUGCUGACCUCAGCAAGCUUGCUUAAAGCUUUUAAUGAUGAAAGUCAAGACCAUGAUAACUUGAAGGUCGAAGUGCACCAUAAAGACGCUGUUGUCAUAGGGUCUUUGAGAGAAUAUCAUUUAGAUCAUAACAUGGCUGCUGUCGUCGUCGAGAACUUACCUGAUCUUCGCCCUGUGCCUUUCAACAAUGUUCAGAAAUUUGUACCACAUAGCAUGGUAGUAGCUCUAGGCCGUGAUAUCUCUGGAAAAUUAAUGGCCACAGGUGGGUUGUUGAUUGGUGGUUCAAGCGGAUCAUACAAUCCUAAGCUUAUGUCGUCGACUUGUAAAUUCUCUGAGGUUUAUGAAGGCGGGCCACUUUUUGAUUUUGAUGGGGACUUUCUUGGCAUGAACCUUUCCCUCACUACUGAGGGAACCUUAUUUGUGCCAGGGGAUAGAGUUCUUGAUCAGCUUGUGAAUUGGAUACUCCAUCAUGAGGUUAAAUUUGCUGCACGGUUAGCGGCUUUGAAGGCAUUGAGGUCUUCUUUUAUCUAUACUUUUCUUAACAAGGAUCAAUAUGGGGAUCUAGAAUCCUUGGGCUAUCCCGAGCCCCCAAUAUCGAAUGAUGGCAUGAUUUUGGCUAAUACUUUUGAAGAGCCUUUUGGUAACGUGUGUGGUAAAGGUGUCUGGAGUGAACUAAGUGAAGAUGUUGCCUCUAACAUAUGUGAAAAUAUUGUCGCACUUGCUUCAUUCAAUGGAGAAAAACGAAGUUUUGCAUGCACGGGUUUUUUUUAUUGAAUGGAACGAGUGUGCCACUAUUCUGACUUCAGCGAACUUACUUAGAGAUCCUCGUGAUGCAGACAAGAUUAUCGAAAACUUGAGGAUUAAAGUGUUGCUUCCAAACAAUCGGCGCACCAAAGGGACAGUACAACAUUAUAAUUUACGUUACAACGUUGCUCUAGUUAGUGUGAAGGAUUACCGUGUUCUCCAACCAGUAAAAAUUCAACCUUAUAGGCAUUACGCUAGUGAAUUACUAGCUGUAGGGUGUAUCUUCAAAUCUGGCAGAUUAAUGGCCUCAAGAGGGCGACAACUUCCCAUCGGUGUCACACAUGACCGCAAAUUUCUUGGUUAUUCUCAAUGUACAAUCACUAAGGCUGGCAUUGGAGGUCCGCUUCUUGGUUUCGAUGGGAACUUUGUUGGCAUGAACUUCUACGAUGAGGGAGUAGAAGGAACCCCAUUCCUAUCAUGGUGUGAGAUUUGCGAGAUCCUUAAGUAUUUUAAGACAAAAGAGUAUGUCUAGGUCUUUUUGUGACUGUUGCUGAACAUAGGCAUGGUAAUCCAUCUGAUGUGCUUGAUUGGAAGAUCGUUGGAGAUGACAGUGUUUUCCCUGCUAGAUGGUUGGUACCUAAGCCGUAUUGGUGUUAUCCUGAAUUUCUGGUCCAGCAUAAACUUGCAGUUAAAAUGAGUAGAAUCGAGACCAUUCCGUGUUGAAUUGCUCUCCAUAUCAUAUCUUGUGAACCUAUUUAACGUCGAGAGACCUUAUUUAAAUUGUCGGUAUGUUCAGUGUUUAUAAGUUGUGUUUA